AUGUUAACAGCUUUGACUUUCGAAAAUAUCCAACAUGAGAUUUAUUCUGUUACUGAUAUUCUUCAAUAUGAUACAGGAAAAUCUCUUGUUAUAGUUAAUUGUUUUAAUAACUUGUAUAGUUUUAAAGUUUUCCAAACUAUUACGCAUAAAGGCAUUCAAAAUAUGGAAAUAAAAGAUCCUGAAAGCUAUAUCCCAGGUAGAUAUUUCUUCAAAUACCGAAAUAUCAAAAAAUUAAUUUUUUCGGAAAUAACUUCAACGCCUUCGAUCCAAAGGUUCUCAGAAAUGUUUCCUAAUAUAGAAGAAAUAGAUUUCGAUGAUAACGUGCAAACAAUAAAAACAAUUUUUGCAUAUUCAAAUUUUAAAAAAGUUCAACUUAAUAAAGUAUUUCAUAUCUCAUCAUAUUGCUUUUAUGGAUGCAAGAAUCUACAGAGCAUUAAUUUGUUAUUAUGUUCAACAAUUGACGAGUUUGCAUUUUGUAAUUCAGGACUUGCUGGUAAGAUAGAAUUAGGUAGUGUUAGUAUUAGGUAA
Molecule: messenger RNA, 528 nt
Organism: Trichomonas vaginalis G3
Lineage: Eukaryota; Parabasalia; Trichomonadida; Trichomonadidae
Product: ribonuclease inhibitor domain-containing protein
Exons: 1
Coding region: 1-528 (175 amino acids)
Source: RefSeq, a predicted model, not a curated record